AUGUCCCCUCUGCACAGGCCCCCCAGCUCUGCAAAGUCAAUUUCUACUCCAGGACAGGACCACUCCCUGCAGCUGGACUGCAAGGGGGAGGGCACGAUGGCCACGCCCACACUCCCCGCGACUGGCACGGCUUCGGCCCGGGUGCUGAAGUCUAGGCCCUCCAUGAUGAGCGCUGGUCUGCCCGAGGAGCCCGACCAGAACCUGUCCAGCCCGGAGGAGGUGUUCCACACGGGCCACUCUCGCAACUCCAGCUACGCCAGUCAGCAGAGCAAGAUAUCAG
Molecule: messenger RNA, 280 nt
Organism: Paramormyrops kingsleyae
Lineage: Eukaryota; Metazoa; Chordata; Actinopteri; Osteoglossiformes; Mormyridae
Source: RefSeq, a predicted model, not a curated record